AUGGAAAUUAUUUUCAGCGAUGGUCCCUUCUAUCGAGGAGCAUCGAAACGAAAGAGUAUGACGCCGGAAGAUUUGUGCGACCAACCACGUGGGAAAGAGAUGAAGGUGGAGAUAGUGAAAGAUGAGAUGCCAUCGAUGGAGAAGGAAGUUGUCAAAUUGGAACCCGUUGAGCAGGAGAGUGACCGGCCGCCGCAUCUAUUCCCGAUGAUCUCAAAUAAUGGUGUGAAUCCACAAGAAAUACCGUAUCUUCCCCUGGAAUCAGCAUUUGAAGAACUCGAAAAACGGAUCCGAAUUUUCACGGAGAAACUUCAAGAAGGGUGUCGAAUGAUGAAGGAAUCCCAGAGAAUUGCCUAUGUCAACGAGUUGGAGAAUUCGAAAAUGUGGGCUCCAAUUGUUGAAAAUCUAUGGAAUUAUGGUUAUCAAGAAAAUGCUCACUACCAUCAGCAUCAUUACCCAUCAGCUCAUCAUACCGAACGCUUUCAAACUCUUUCCUGUCCAUCGGAUGUUCCCAUUGACACUUCCUACUGCAACAAUAUGUCACCAACCUAUCAAGAUCUCGGACAUGAUCUCAGCCCUCAAUUCUGGUGUGCUGAAGUGGAUUGUGCCUAUGAGAGAUGUGCCACGAGAGUUAUUCCUCGCGGACAAUCUAUCUAUUUCAGACAUGAUGAGGGUAUUCAUGAAGCAAGUCCAGUCAAUGAUAAUCUCAAGAACAAUGACUGGGAAGUCAAGAAGGCCUUCCGUAAAGAGCAGAGUAAAGUGGCUUCUGCCCGUUACCGUGUGAAAAAGAAGGCAAAACGGCAGGAGCUUUUGGAUCAAUUAGAGGCUGAAGAGAAGCGAAAUGCUCGUCUCAAACGAAAGUUUGCUCAAUUGGAAAAGGAUGUUGCCGAAGCGAGAUUCCAUCUGAAACUUUCCCAUAAAUAG
Molecule: messenger RNA, 921 nt
Organism: Caenorhabditis remanei
Lineage: Eukaryota; Metazoa; Nematoda; Chromadorea; Rhabditida; Rhabditidae
Exons: 7
Coding region: 1-921 (306 amino acids)
Biological process (GO): regulation of DNA-templated transcription
Molecular function (GO): DNA-binding transcription factor activity
Source: RefSeq, a predicted model, not a curated record